UGCUAUUUUUACGUGGGAUAAAUGACCUUUUACUGUAGGGUAUAUAACAUAUGUUGAUCUGAACGAGGCCGUUAUUCACCGUAAAUAUUUAUUCGUAGUUUUUGUGGUGCAGUAAGGCUAAGCUAACUUGCCCCCCCGAGAUGAAAUAAAACGUGCGGAUGUUUGCAGCAUAUAUGGAGGCUAGCUAAUUAGCUGUGCUAGCUACCCGUACCACAAUACUUAGCGAUAAAUUCAGCAACACAGGACAUGUGGUGACUUUUGUGACUUUCAGCUUUGGUGGUCGUCAUUCGGGUGCUAUCCUGCUGAACAAGGGUGACACUGAUCAGUGCAGUGUAGUAACACCAAUUGUGUUGAAAAUCUUACAUACCACACAGAAGUCUUUGAGUCAAAAAUGACAUACAGGAGAGACAGGAGCAUACGAGAGGUGUAUGAUGAACGCUUUUUAACAGAGAGGCCGGGUCCGUACCCACGGGCAGGUGGAGGGGUGGAGAGGAGGGGUCCCUUUGGCAGGCCAGAGGACGACUAUGGCCGGGGUGGGUAUGAAUAUGAAGGAGGUCCCCGCUUUUUUCCAAAUGGCGGCGGCCCCCGGAAUUACCAUGAAGAUCAGAGGAACUACCACGGGGACAACCUUCACUUCCCUGCUGAACGAAGAGCCGUUCUGCCUUCAAGGAGGGAGGACUAUCCCUACAGAGUACCCAGAGAAGACCCUCACACAGGACGGCCUAUGGAGUUUGGCGCCAGAGCUCCACCCCCUCACAGCGUGCGAAAUCAGGGCAUCUACCCAGCGCCCAGGUCCCUGCCAGAGAGCGGGGAAGACACACUAGUGCAGGCCAUCCUCAACCUGGACAGAGGGGAGGACAGAGACCACUACAGGAGGAAGGCAGCCCCGUUCCCUCCCCUUAGAGAACGUUCUCCCGUGCGCCGUGAGGUGGCCCGCUCCCCUCACAGCCGCUCCGGCUCCAGCGUCAGCAGCAGAGGCUACUCACCAGACAGAGCCAAGGGCCUGCCAUUUCCCUCACAGCAAGGCAAGAGUGCGGACGGUCCAGACGGUCACGCGGGUGUUUCUGAGCACCUCUGGGGGCCGCUCUUUCCUCAACAAAGUGGACAUGACACUUUGGGGUAUGAAGAGACUUGUUCUCAGAGCAAGAUGACUGACAAAAUUCCUGGCCUGUCAAGAGAGGGCUCUCCACACAGUGCGACGUCAAACAAGGAGGAGAACCAUCCUCCAGAAGCAGAGAAAGAGGAGCCGCUGGUAGCUCCUGUUGUGGAGGAGAGCCAAAAGUCUACGGACAACUUUCAAGAGCGACGAGCCCUGGCCAUCGCAGCUAAAGCCCAGGAGAUAGAGAAGGUGUACCGCCAGGACUGUGAGACGUUUGGCAUGGUGGUGAAGAUGCUGGUGGCUAAAGACCCCAACCUGGAGAAGCAGCUGCAGGUCCCCCUCAGGGAGAACCUCGGGGAGAUCCGCGAGCGCUGCCUGGAGGACCUCAAACACUUCAUCAGCGAGCUGGACGAGGCGGUCCGGCAGCCAGAACCCUCCGUGUGCGACUCGACCACUCCAUCUACAUCGCUGGGAGGUCAUAAACUUUCAAAGACGGCAGUGAAUCACAGCUCAUCUUACUGACACGUUGGACCGAUCUGCUUCAAUAAUGUGAGACUGAGCAUUGUAAGACUGACUGCUGAACACGACAGAUAUCUCGGAAUCAUUGGGAAUUGCUGGACUGAAGCUAUUCUGCAGCACAGCAACCAGAUGAGCAACUCUGCAUUGAGAGAGGAUGCAGUGCUGCAUGUAUGUAUGUGAGGAUGAACAGUGUUAGUUUUGAAUGGAGCAUUUUUACAUUGAAGUUCUCUGUUAAAAGUUGUUGGUUAUAAAAUAUUAUUGAAAGUUGUUUUUCUGUCAGAUGUCGGCAAAAAUGCAUUUUGUCUAUUUAAGAAGCUACUACCCUCACAUCACAUUGUAUAUGGUUAAACCUUUUUUUGAUAAAAAAUAUGACGGUCCUUUGGCAUGAUCACGUUUUUUCAAAAGAAAAGCCAGAUAAGACAAUGAUUCAUUUUGUAGUGUUUUCAGCUAUGGACAUUUUUAUUUUGUAGCAGUCAGAUAUAUGACUUGGUGCUGCUAAAUUUAUAACAGUUUGACAUUAUUGUAUAAAUUUGUACUGUCUAGAAAUGCCAGUUCAGUACUUUUUCUGUUGUUGUCUCAUUUUGCUUUUUGAACUUUAUAUCUCAUGAAAACCUGCACAAAGCUUGGUUAUUUUGAUUAAAUUGAGACAAAGCCUUGCACAAACUGAGAUGUCUCUGAAGGUCGAAGUAAAGAUGAUUUCUGUUAACUUUGAA
Messenger RNA from Lates calcarifer (barramundi perch), 2331 nucleotides. It is a transcript of the gene pphln1, whose product is annotated as periphilin 1. The record is from RefSeq and is a predicted model, not a curated record. NCBI's taxonomy places the organism in Eukaryota, Metazoa, Chordata, Actinopteri, Centropomidae. The transcript has 12 exons. Gene Ontology annotation, cellular component: nucleoplasm. Gene Ontology annotation, biological process: protein localization to heterochromatin; negative regulation of DNA-templated transcription; negative regulation of gene expression, epigenetic. Bases 392 to 1621 code for a protein of 409 amino acids.